AUGCUGAUCGGAGAGUUAUCUCCACCCAAUAACGAGGAAAAGACACAGCAGCGGAUUCUUGGCGUCUCCACAGGCCACGAGUUUGAAUGUGCCAAGGCUUCGGGAGUUCAUCUCGCCACAUUGCGUGGCUCAGCGUAUAUUAAAACUGGAACUGCCAAGGAUAAAACAAUAUCCCCUGUGGGGCUCGUAUUCGUUCUAUUUGACAUACUAGUGAAUGAUGAUCACUGCGCGUUAGGUACUAGUAUGUACACUACAUUAGGAGUUGUUGUGGCACGCCGUGGAGCCCUUGCACCUAAGCUUCUCACUGCGGACGCAGGCCAGAUAGAACCCAAAAUUUGGUCAAAGAGUUGA
Molecule: messenger RNA, 351 nt
Organism: Penicillium odoratum
Lineage: Eukaryota; Fungi; Ascomycota; Eurotiomycetes; Eurotiales; Aspergillaceae
Exons: 2
Coding region: 1-351 (116 amino acids)
Source: RefSeq, a predicted model, not a curated record